Hirundo rustica (Barn swallow) is the source of this 6779-nucleotide messenger RNA. It is a transcript of the gene NUP58, whose product is annotated as nucleoporin 58. Gene Ontology annotation, biological process: nucleocytoplasmic transport. The coding region runs from base 25 to 1485 and encodes 486 amino acids. Gene Ontology annotation, molecular function: structural constituent of nuclear pore. The record is from RefSeq and is a predicted model, not a curated record. NCBI's taxonomy places the organism in Eukaryota, Metazoa, Chordata, Aves, Passeriformes, Hirundinidae. The transcript is spliced from 13 exons. Gene Ontology annotation, cellular component: nuclear pore.
GUUCCCGCCGCUCCCGCCGCCGCCAUGUCGGCGGGCUUCUCCUUCGGCGCGAGCACCCUGGGCUCCACGGCGGCCGCCGGGGCGGGAGGAGGAGGAGCGGUCGGGGGUUUUUCCUUCGGAACCGCCACGCCGAGCUCAACAGGAGGACUUAAUUUUGGAACUCUGGGCUCUUCCACUGCUACAGCAACUACAUCGGCUCCUUCAUUGGGCUUUGGGAGUGGACUUUUUGGAUCAAAAUCAACCACUGGCUUUACACUAGGAAGCACCAGUACAGCAGGAACAGCAACAACUAUUGCUACAGGACUGACGUUAGGCACACCUGCCACCACAUCAGCAGCUACCACAGGCUUCAGUUUAGGUUUUAACAAACCUGCAGGUUCAGCCACACCAUUUGCUUUACCUGUUACUUCUACCUCAGCGGGUGGCCUGUCAUUAUCAUCUGCUCUUACAUCAACUCCUGCAGCAGGAACUACUGGCUUUACAUUAAAUUUGGGUGGCACAACUGCUCCGACUACAACUGCUUCCACAGGCCUUUCCAUAGGUGGAGCCUUAGCAGGAUUAGGAGGUUCCCUCUUCCAGAAUACAAGCACAGCAGCAACAGGACUUGGGCAGAAUGCUUUGGGUUUGUCUCUGGGGACAACUGCAGCUCCUUCAACUACUUCCAGUGAAGGUCUUGGUGGCAUUGAUUUUAGUAGUUCUUCAGACAAAAAGAGUGACAAAACAGGAACAAGACCAGAAGAUAGCAAAGCACUGAAGGAUGAAAAUCUACCUCCAGUAAUAUGUCAAGAUGUAGAAAAUCUACAGAAAUUUGUGAAAGAACAAAAACAAGUUCAGGAAGAAAUUAGUAGAAUGUCCUCUAAAGCAAUGCUUAAAGUACAAGAAGACACUAAAGCUUUGAAACAGCUUCUCUCUGUAGUUGCCAGUGGAUUACAGAGAAACAUUCUUAAUAUUGACAAGCUGAAAGUUGAAACUGCACAGGAGCUGAAGAAUGCAGAAAUAGCACUGCGAACACAGAAGACUCCUCCUGGUCUUCAGCACGAAAAUACAGCCCCAGCAGACUACUUCAGAAUCUUGGUCGAACAGUUUGAAGUACAGCUGCAGCAGUACAGGCAACAAAUUGAAGAACUGGAAAAUCAUCUUGCUACUCAAGCAAAUAAUUCACACAUAACUCCCCAAGAUCUGUCUAUGGCUAUGCAGAAAAUCUAUCAAACAUUUGUAGCUUUAGCUGCACAACUUCAGUCAAUACAUGAAAAUGUAAAGAUGCUCAAAGACCAAUACCUUGGCUACAGGAAAAGCUUUCUGGGAGAUGCCAUGGAUGUGUUUGAGGCAAGACGAACAGAAGCUAAGAAGUGGCAAAGUGCGCCACGCGUUACCACUGGACCGACCCCUUUCAGCAACAUACCAAAUGCAGCAGCUGUUGCAAUGGCUGCAACACUUACUCAGCAGCAACAGCCUGCUACAGGUCUGAGUGCAUUCAAGUUAUAGAUUAUUAGUGUUACAACAAUAGUAAAUUCAUGUAACAUUUUCUAGGAGGUCUUCCUUUGUGUUAGACUAAAAAUCGAAACGUUGUAAUGAGUAAAAUUACUGAUACAUAGCCAAUAGAAAAAUGCAGGGUAGACGUAGCAAUAAUUAUACAACAGAUACUUAAUCUUGUGAAUUUACUUGUAUUAGUGAUGCUUACUGUAUUGUUCUUACCCCUUGGAAUGUGAGUCUUCACUCUUAAGUAACAUCUCUGAAUACACAUAGUAUGGCCUCUUUUCAAAACUUGUACCAUUACAGUAAAUUAUUUUAAACUGGGGAGGAGAGAAUAUCUAAAAGCAUACUAUCUUUUCCUUAUGUAAAAUUAAUAAUGCAUUUUUAUAUAGCACUUUGGAACUGUAUAAUGGAAAAUGCUGUAGAACAGGAAGGAUAGUGAAGAAAAUCUCUGUAGAAUAGGAAAUCAAAUGCCUGGUUUAUUUUGUAGCCAGCUCCUUUAUCAGUAUGAUGUUGGAGCAUUUUGCUGGCCAUUCUACUACUGUGAAUAAUUAGUAGAGAAAGUAGAGUGAGUCAGUGAAUUCUGCCUGUGCAUGUGAGUAAGAGGAAGACCAAAACAGAGGAAAUGCAUGACCCACUGCAAAUAAAGAAUGGAUACAUAUGGCAAAGGAAAUAAUUUAAGGCACCUUAAUUGACAUUGUUAUACUAACCAACCCUCUCUGAGAGGGAUUUCAGAAUAGAGACAACUGAAUUUAUAUGUCAUCAGGGAGCAGAAAUAAGGUUAAUUCCAUUUAAUUUUACUUGAACAGGGAUUUAUAUCUAUGUCAGCAAAUUAUGAAAAGUAUCAGUAGCAUCAUUCUACCUUUAAUUUUCUAAAACGUUCACUUAGGUGUACUGAAAGUGAUAAUGCUUUCUCUGAUCUUAUAACAGCAGUGAUAUUUUGAAUGAUGCUAAUUAGAGACAUAUGCAGCAACCAUGUUAAAUUUGACACAUUAUUAGGCUGUCCUUGCCUUCUCAUACAAGAAGUACACUAUGCUUCCAGCCCUCACCCUUCUAAACAGCAGGGAGUUGGGUUUAAAUUAUAAGUAUGCCAAACUACUUUGAGCAGAACCCAAAAUCUUUGUGAAAUACUACUUUUCAGAAUUCCAGUCAUAGACCACAGUCUUUCUGUUGAGUCUAUGUUAAUCCAUGGAAAUUUUGUUGAAGUGGCAUCUUCAAAAGAGUUUGGGUUUAAACAGAAAACAUGAGUUAAUGUAAUGUUACACUUCAGAGGUUUUAGUACAGAUAUUCAUAUUGUUGCACACUGCUUGCGCAGUGUAAUGUUGCAUUUACUCUUCAUCUUUUUCCUUAUCUUACAUUUGUUUUUUUAAAGACUCUCCAUGGUCAUUACAGGACUAGUUGUUUAUGAAAGUCAUGCACUUGGGAUGUCACAUUUAAAAUCAUUCCUGUGGUUUUUUUUAAUUGAGGUGAGGGAUUUGAAGUUCCUGGACUUCCUAAUCCAUAUUUGAGGAAACUGCUAAUAACUUCAGUAAACAGAUGCCACUUAUGGCAUGACUUUGAACAUUCUCUUAGUAAUAGGAAAGAAGAGAGGAGGGAGGGGAAAAAACAAAUGGUAGAAUUGGCCUGUAUGGACACAACUAAGGUAAUGUGACUCUAUACCCUGAGAUAUUUCGUAACAUUUUGUAGUGAAAGGAGCAAAUGGGAGGAGUGUGUGAAGGUUGGUUUGGGGUUUGUCUCUUUUUUGGUGAUUGUUUUAACAGAGUAUUUCAAAACCCAAAAUUGUGCCAACUACAAGCAUGAUGCAGAUAGAACAAAGCCAUUAACUUUUAUCAAACAUGCCAACAGAAGUAGACAACAAUCUUUUCACCUCUUAUUCAGCUGAAAUACUUUUACCCUCUGCAACUCACUGGAGGACCUGAAGAAUUAGAAAUAGAUUGAUGUUCUGGGUGGCACUUAAAGAAUACUUAAAACUCUUUAGGGUUAGAUGAAUGACAAAAGUCCUUGGAGUUUUCUCUCAAGCAAAAGUAGAAUUAGUCAGGCCUAAACUAUUUCAAAGAUAUCUGGAAGUCCUAAAAGCUUGUUAGAUUUCAUAGUUUUCCUUAAUUACUGAUUUCAGUGCUUGAUGUUUUCCUAGUUUCAGAUUAAGGCUGCUACUUUUCGUUUUGGAGAAUGAAAAGAAUCUGUUCUUUCAGUUUUGCAGGAACCUUUAAGGACUGCCUCUUCUUCAUUUCCUUUUCAUUGUUUGAGUUUUCAGAUGGCCGUUUCCUGUAGUAAUGCAAAUGCUGCAUGUUUUAGUUUUGUAAUAUGUUGUUAUGAAUUGGAUAUAUUAUCUGCUAGAAAUUAAAUUCACACGUAUUUCUUGCACGAUCUGGAUCCCAAAGGGUGGGAUAGAUGAGAGAUGGUAAAAGGUUCUAAAAAAAAAAAAAAAGGCUAUGAAAAGAAAUGUUUGUAAAGGGAGGGGUAAGGAAUGUCUGUGUAAUUAAUACCUGAUCUGCUGUUGCUGUUUUUCCAAAUGAGAAUUAAACAAGAAAAUUAAUCUGGCCUUCAUAAAGUUUUUGAUAAAAAAUGUAAUAUAUAGUACCUCCUAGUACUGAGGGAUCAGGAUGCUUAGUCUCUUUUUAGAAAUAUUUGAUAUUUACAUGGUUAAACAUUUAGUAAGGUGAACUAGAGUUAGUUGCUGUUCUUUCUCUGAAAAAGAUAAAUAAUAAUUUAUUCUACAUUUAUUUUCAAAAGUCAAAAGUUUAGUAGCUACAUCUAAGCUGUGGGAUCAGGGAAUGUUUCCCCAGUUUCUGGGUGUAGAUAUGCACCCUGUGUUCUCUCUGUAUGCCAAGACCUUUCUGGCUUCUAUUUAAAUAAAGCCAGUGAGUCCUGGCCCUAUGGAAGAAAGGGAGCAAAAAUGCACUCCACUGCUUACCUGGGAUGGAUAAUCAAAACAUCAGAACUGUGGUGUGCACAUUAAAGCACAAUUUUUGUGCACUUUUUAAAGCUAGAAUUAUUGAAAUGAUGCUUAAGUUUUGGCUGUACGCAACCUUUGUCCCUUGUUUGGCACUUUUGUUCUGAGCACAGCUUUUUUGGCAGCAGUGAGGCUGGUCUUGCUUUUCUGCAGUUACAGAUAGAGUUCUAAAUACUGCCUCAUCUGCACCCUCCCUGAGUAAUCUUGAACAGUGUGGAAGUUCAAAUGGUGAUGGCUAAUCUACUUGUUAUUAUUGAUGGGAUCACAAGAUUUCAAAGGAAAUUAAAGCCUAGUGCACCGAGACCUGUAAAUGCAUGAGGCUGCAACUGAUGUUUUUGGGGUGAGACUUGUCUUAAAGAAAUGCUUUCCUUUAAGCUCACUUGUUCUCAUAGAGAAAUAACUCCCUAAGGAACUCACUCUCUCCUAAACUGCUGAAGUACAAAGUUAGUCAAAGCAUUAUGAAACUGUUAGCACACUUCAUGUUUUGACUUAAUUCUGUAUGAGAUUGAAGUUCUAAUGGGAAGGGAUACUGCAAUCUUUAUAGCACUUAAAUUUUUUAUUGUGUGGUUUGAUACUGACCUUCCUUAAAAUUUGUCAGAAUCAGAUCUAAGUUGUGAUGCUAAAUUUACUCACUGUUUGGACCAGCUGUAAUUUAAAAAUUCCAGAACCAACAGUAGGAAAUCUGUCUGACCUGUCUGGCUCUCUGUAACAGGUCCUAUUUGUUUAACUGAACCGCUCUACAGGGCGAAUACGUCAAGUUUUCAAAUGUUAAAACACUUGUUAUAAAGAAUUUGUCUCAUACCUGUAAUAGCCAGAAGUGCCAUUUUUUUUCUUGCUGAUGCUCUUGGCAUUGAAGAGUCUUACUAGUCUUUUACUAUUGAAGAUUAUGUUUACUUACAAGAACUAUAAGCAGUGAUGAUACCUUCAGAACAUUAUGGUACAAAAUCAACAAAUAUCGUAUGUUGUUGCUCAAUAAAAAGUUUGUUAGCCUAAGGCAUAAGAUCCUGUUUUAUAUGAUCUGAGGUGUUUUAGUAUAAUGUUUUAUACUGGCUCUAAAAAAAAGCAUGUUGCAUUUGGUAAAAAACUUGGCCUGGAGGACUGUAGUGUUUUGUUUAUGAAGUCUUCCACUAACAGUGCCUCCUACUGAGAUAGGAACCUGUGUACUUGAGAAGGAACUGGAUAUGUGUUUUUGGGUUAUUUUAGUAAAUUAGCUCACUGACUUGUGUAGGGGGUUUUGGGUUUGUGUUUUGUUUUGGGUUUUUUUUCUUAUUUUUUAAGAGCUGCUAGGUAGAUGUAUCAGUAUUUUAACUGGAUGUAAACAACUUUAGUUUGAAAUUUGUGGAAAUUUGUAAUUGGAACAUCUGAUAAUACUUUUUUUAAGUGGAAGAAAUAGCUUGGUUUUUCCAACUAUUCCCUGCUAAGCAGAGACUGAAGGCUAACAACUUUAGUUACCCUUAAAUUUUAGUUUUAACACUACUUGGAGUAUACAGAUGUUAUUCAGCUUGGAUCACAUAAGAAUUUUGUGUUCCUAGCAAAAGAUGUUACUUUGCAACAUACAGUGCCUUUCACUUGAUUCAAAAUGAUUUUCCAUUUAAAUCUUCAAAUACUGAAAUUAUUUUAAAAGCUUGAAAUAUUCACAUUUUAAAACUCUGUAUAAAUAUUAGUAAUGGGAAAUUUUGAACAAAAGUAGCCCAGAUGUGAUAAUGGUUUAGGAAAAAGGUCAAAAUCGUCUGAGCUUUAUAGUAAUAUUUGAAUAAAUCAUCGCUUUCACAGACAGAGGAUGUUAAGUAUGUUCAAAGAUGGAGAAGACCAUCUUGAGCUGAGGUGCAGAUGUCUGUGGAUUAAGAGUUUGGCACUGUAUUUUAUCUUUAAUGGUUAAACUUUUAAAAUAGUGCACUGAAAACUGUUUGAAAAAGAUAGGAAUAGAAGAUUGUACUGUGAAAACUGUCAAAAUAUAUUAAUUAUUUAUCAGAAUUAAUUAUUUUAAAAUAUGUUAGUGAUGGGCUAGAAAGUUGAUUCUUUAUUCCCCAAGGUUAAGGUAAAAAAAGGAACUGAGACUGUAAAUUUCAUCUUGGCAGACUGAAAUUGUUUUUUGACAGUCCUGCAUCUUAAUGUGAAUGUGCAGGGAAAGUACUGUCAACUUUUUUAAAUUAUGGAACAAACUGAUAUUUUGAAUGUAUCGAUUUCAUUAAGGUACACAGAGCUGUGCCUUUUGUAAAUGGUUAUUUAAACAGGUGGUUUGACUAGUUUACCUUAUUGAAUGGUGUUAUGUAGCAGAGCUUAACAGAACUCAGUUAUCACUUGUGUGGAAAAAAAUGAAUUGUCAUGUUACUGUGUAAUUGACUUGCUUAAA